Emericellopsis atlantica is the source of this 2461-nucleotide messenger RNA. RefSeq lists its product as uncharacterized. The coding region runs from base 484 to 1995 and encodes 503 amino acids. The transcript has a single exon. The record is from RefSeq and is a predicted model, not a curated record. NCBI's taxonomy places the organism in Eukaryota, Fungi, Ascomycota, Sordariomycetes, Hypocreales, Bionectriaceae.
CUUGUAGCUGUUCUUUGAACACUGCGCAGCAAUGCUCCGUAAUAAGAACAAGGGUCUCAGACAUCUGAGAGGGCACAAGCAAUGAAUGGUGGAGUCACUAUCCAGGUGAGAGCCCCCCCUGUAUUAAAACUUCCCACCCCCUUCGCCACGCCCUCAAUGUCCAACGACCUCUGAUCUCUUCCUCUGCUCGUCUUCAACCUCUUCUUUUGACCUUUGUCCAUCCAUUCCUUUCAACUGCUGGAGACUACCUGCUGAGCACGUCCUCUUCUUUACACACAAUUUGAACAGACAAUCACUGUUCUUUUCUCUCAUUUACUCACUUUCAUCCCCGACAUCUUGCUUGACUCGACUCGGCUAGCCCGACCUCGACAGCAGAACAAACAACCAAGAAACAUUCUCACUUGGUUUCAAGUGCUCAAAGUACCCUCCAACUCAAGGACUAUCAUCCCAAUUCAAAAGAGCAAACACUCCGCUUCAACCAUCAUGAAGGGCUUCUACUACGGAGCCGCCCUCGCGGCCCUGGCUGCCACUGGCGCCAGUGCAAAGGACGAGCGUACCUUUGCUGUCCUUCGCUUCACCAACAAGCAGCUCACCCAAGGUCCCAUCGACCCCAUCGUCUCCCCUGGCAGGCGUGCCACCCACUCCCACAUCAUCAUGGGUGGCAGCGGCUUCAGCUCCACGGCCACCGGCGAGGACCUGAUGAACUCCCAGUGCACCAACGCCCAGAUUGUCGGCGACAACAGUGCCUACUGGUUCCCCCAGCUGUACUUCUACGACGAGGACAGCGGCGAGUUUGAGUCCGUCAACGUCAACUACGUCAAUGUCUACUACUUCUUCGAGGCCACCGACGACGAGAUCGUCGCCUUCCCUCCCGGCCUCAAGAUCCUCGGCGGCGACCCCAACGCCCGCGAGAUGCCCGCCUUUGGCUCUGCCACCAACCUGGACCCCAACAAGGGCCCCAUUCAGAACGUCAAGUGGACCUGCCCCCGUCUCAACAACGAGUACAACCCUCCCUCGUGGCACGAGGACUCGGACGGCACCACCUGCGGUGUCGGCGACCCCAUCAACAAGGGCGAGGGUGUCGGGUUCCCCGACCAGAACUGCGACGGCCUGUACUCGCCCCUGCGUGCCGACGUGCACAUGCCCUCGUGCUACGACCCGGAGAAGGGCCUGGAGGACCACAAGAACAACAUGGCCUGGCCCGAGGACAACGGCAACGGCAAGCUCAACUGCCCCGAGGGCACCAUCCACGUGCCUCACCUCUUCCUCGAGGUCUACUGGGACACGCCCGACUUCAAGGACCGCUGGACGCCCGGCCAGAAGAAGCAGCCGUUUGUGCUGUCCAGCGGCGACGCCACCGGCUUCUCCUCCCACUUUGACUUUAUGGCUGGCUGGGACGAGGAUGUCCUCCAGAACAUUAUCGACACCUGCGACGCCGGCACCUCGGGCAUGAACAACUGUCCUGGCGUGACCGUCAACGAGGAGGACUGCACCAUCCCCGCCGAGUUCGACGACAAGGUCAUGGGCACCAUGUCCACGCUGGCUGGCAACUGCCCCCUGACCGGCUGGAGCUACGGCCUCAAGGGCGUGGUGGACGAUGUCAGCGACAAUGUCAGCGACGUCGUCGACGACGUCGUUAAGCCUGACCCUACCACGUCCCAGGCUGUGAGCUCUGUGCCCGCCGCCUCGCAGGGUCUGCCCGAGGUGUCCCACGCCCCCACCAACGUCGUGGAGAACCCCUACGUCCCCGAGGCGUCGGUCGAGGCCGAGGAGGACCCCGUCGUCGCGCCCGUCUCGUCCGCCGAUCCUGUCGUGGCCGAGCCUGUCGCGCCCGAGCCCACCAAGACCACCAGCAGCUGCGAGAAGAAGAUCCACACCGUCUGGGAGACCGUCACCGAGACGGAGAAUGUCUACGCCGAGCCCACUGGCUCGGCCAAGGCGCGCCGUGACUCUCACGGCCACAGCCACCUCCACGGCCGCCGCCGCUUCCACUAAGCUGGUGGCAGUUGAGUUGAGUACUACCAAGGGACUGAACCCUGAAAGUUGAUUCAUUUACAUUGGGCAUCCGGACAUAUGGGGUGGUUUGGGGACUGGACAGCAAGCGACGUGGGACAAAAUGGGUGCAUUGCGAGACUACAUCACUUCUCUUCCAUCUUCCCGCCUGACCUGCCGUUGCGGUUGGUCAGGCAUCUUUUCUCUCUCUUUGGCCAUCUGGCUCUUUUGCCAUCGGCUUUUUCUUUCUUUCUUUUUCGUGUCUACUUACAGCUGUUGGAUACCCAUGAAGUGCCUUCACGGGCUGGAUAGAGGAGCAAUUGGAUGAAUGUCAUUUCCUGCCUGGGUUUGCUGUGACCUGUGACCUGUCUCGGGGAGCCUUGCUUGCUUCAUAGCGUGGAAGAGUCAGCAUCUUGACUCAAUAGGAUUCAUGAGGAGCCCCCUCAUAGUGAGUAUCUACAGUUACCGU